This is a messenger RNA of Neopelma chrysocephalum (saffron-crested tyrant-manakin), 4722 nucleotides long. It is a transcript of the gene SHOC1, whose product is annotated as shortage in chiasmata 1. NCBI's taxonomy places the organism in Eukaryota, Metazoa, Chordata, Aves, Passeriformes, Pipridae. The record is from RefSeq and is a predicted model, not a curated record. Gene Ontology annotation, molecular function: single-stranded DNA binding; ATP hydrolysis activity. The coding region runs from base 1 to 4461 and encodes 1486 amino acids. Gene Ontology annotation, cellular component: condensed nuclear chromosome. The transcript has 31 exons. Gene Ontology annotation, biological process: resolution of meiotic recombination intermediates.
AUGGUGUGGGAUGAAGUUUUGAAUUGGAAAUUUGGAACUUACCCGAUUGAGACAAUUGGAGUGUUGAAAACAUCACAAAACAAGAUGUUUGCAGCUUUACAGUAUCACUCGACAGACUACUUAUAUGAGAGCAUGGCAAGGCAGAAGUUUUCCAUCUGGAGAUUAUCACUUUGCUUUCCUCCCUGUUUAUAUCAAGAUGAAAAGUAUCAUCUCACAGGACUCUUCACUGAUGAUAAGUAUAGGAAGCCAUGGACUAGAGUUACUUCAACACAGAACGUGAUCACUAUUUCAGUGUUGGAUCAAUGGAAGAAAAGCUUACCUGUGGAGGAUUUCCUGGAAAAGAAACCUAUCUCCUCUGUAGAGCUCCAGAUUAGUAAUGAAUUAAUGGAAGUUAUUCCAAGUUCAAAUCCCUGCUCUCAGACUGAUAUAGAAGAAACCUUUUUACUUAUGAAUAAAGUUUUUAAGGAAGAAUCCACCCAAGAAAAAUAUUUGAAGAUUUACUAUGUCACUGAAUUUAAAGAACCAUGGCAAGAUUUAUAUUUGGAAGAGGAAUUUACUUUUAUUGAUAAUCUUGAAAAUUUUCGUAAAAACCUGCCAACUUUAUCUAUACUUCUGAGCAGACUACAGUUUUUUUUAGUGAAAGAUCCCCUUUUAGAUUCUGAAGGACAGAUUUUAACAGAAGAGAACAUUUUCAGAGAAUGUUUGAUUUUCCAAAAUGAAAUGAAGAUGGAAGAGAGUAAAAAUGAGUUGCAGGAGAUUAAAGAGAACUUCUGUACUAUACCUAUAAAAGAGGAAGAGUAUUUCAUGUUGCCUCUUGAGUUAGAAUUCAGCAAACCUGGCAAUGGCAGAUCUGAUUCUGCUAAGAUUCCAUCAUACUUGGAAUUGAACGAGUUGUUAAAUGUAGCCUCAGACACUAUGGCUGAUGAAGACCUGUGCAAAGAAGUGAUCAAAGAACAUCUCAAAGCAGAAAUUACAUACAACAUAGAAAUUUCCAAGUACUGCCCCAUUCCACAAGAGGCUUGCUCCAGUAAUAGCACAAGUAUGCUGGAAUUCUGUGAGUCAGCUGAAUAUAUUCCAUAUUUGAAAGAUGAAAUGGAAGUGCCUUUAACUCCUCCAUGCAGACAACAAAGUUCAUGGGUUAAUUUUCUGUGCAGAGGACUUCAGGAAGAACUUCUUCCUCUCUCUGGUAGCAGUAUUUUGGUUGCAGGGCCCUCUAGGGAAUACUUAGACUCUUUGGUAUGGCAAUCAGAGAAGUAUCGGGAUAAUAUGAGCUCUCUUUUGCUUGUCGUUCAUUUUUUUUCAGAGCAUCAGACUGUUAACCUUGUGCCUCAGCAUCAUUCACUGACAGAACUGCAAGAAAUGCUACCAGUUGAGAUAGAAGCACCAAUGCUUAGCUCUCUAGAGAAGGGCUGGUGGCUUAAUUUGGGUUUAAAUCCAGCAGCCACAGAAAUUUUGGAGCAAUUAAAUAUGGAUGACAGUAAUGCAAACAGUUUAAUUCCUACAGAAAUAGAAAAAUUCACACAAUUUACAUCAUAUCAGUUAGAAAAAUGGCUUGAAGAGAAUUCUGUGAUAAACCAAGAGCUGCUUUCUGCUGAAAGACACCAGCCGGACAAAGUAGUAAAUCCUGACUUGUCACUGCAGACUCAAAGGCAGUAUUUUGCCCUGCCUAUGAGUGCUGUGUCAUCUGCCAAAAUUCACAACACAAAUACAUCUGGGGGAGAGCUUACUGGAGGAAACAACAGGAAGAUUAAGGUAGAAGAGGAAAUUUGUUUCCUAAACCAAGAAAAGAAAACUCCCAAACCAUCCGAAUCAGUCAGCUGGAAAGGUGUAUCUUCUAAAGUACACAGCUCAUCCUGUAGUGAAAAGCCUGCAUCACUUGCACUUGCUACAAAAUGGGACAAUGAUGAUUCUGAUCUGAACAACUUUAUCAUGAUGAGAUCCAAACAUACACUCAGCCAAAGAGAGGAAAAAAAUUAUGUAGAUAGACCUGAAAAAGUGCUACAACCCGAAGAACAGCAUACGCAUGUUCACAAAGAGGAUGACUCUGUUUGUGAGAUUGUAAAAACAGAGGAAAAAACCCAAGAGAAUGAAGACGGUAUCACAGUCAAUAUUCAAGCAUCAGAAAGCCAAUGCCAGGCAUACUGCCUCUUGGAAGAAGCAGCCAUUCCUGUACUAAAAGAUUUGACGCAUCUGGGUGUACUUGCUUCUGUAAAUUGGAGCUUUGACAGUGUUAAGUUUGAUCAUACAAGGUUUUUCUUAAAACAGCAAGAGAAAGUAGUAUGCGAUAAUUUUGAACAAGGUAAAAUAGAUGAGAAGGAGAUCAUGCUGUUCAGACAUGCUGCUCUGGUACACCUGCUGGUGACAGUUCGAGAUCUGCUAUUGUCAUGUGGCUUGGACACAGCACUAGGUUAUUUGUCCAAGGCAAAGGAUAUCUAUAAAAACAUCUUAGAAUCCUGUUUGAAUAACAUCUGGAGGCAGUUGAAGAUCGUACAGUACAGCAGCCAGAAAAAGCAUGAAACAAAUCCCAAAAUAACAGCUCUUCAGUGUGAAAUGUUAAAUUGGAUGAAAAGUUAUGGAGAGAAACACAGUGUUAAGUUACUAAUCAUUAUAAGAAUGGACUCGGAAAGAGAAAAAGCAGCCCUCAUUCAGCCGUUAUCUAGAGUAGAAGCAGGUUUAAAAGCUGUGGAUUUGAAUUCUGAGAAAAAAGGAACUCUUUUAGCUUGUAAAGAUAUCAUAAGCAACCUUAGUAGAUAUUCCUGCAUUGUUGUACAUAAUCAGCAAAUUGGAGCUGACUUCCCUUGGACACACUUCUCAUUAGUAAUGGAAUAUGAUUAUUCUGAAGAUUCUUGCUGGAAAAAUCUGUGCAAAAAUCUGAAUGUUGCUUACAUGACUUUUAAAACUACCUUCCCCGAAACAAUACAAAUGGGCAAUCACAGUGAUUCUUUUCUUCUGGAAGUACAGAUUCCAUAUGUGUUUCUGACAACUGAAGGGCUUCUUAAUAUGCCAGAUAUUCUUCAGCUUUUUGAAUCCAAGUACAGCAUUACCUUUGUUGAAAGAACCAGUAGUUACUCCUUAAGGCUCUUUGGAAGUAUAGAUCGAUAUGUGGUGUUGACAAUAGACGAAUGUACUGCUAUCUUUUUGCAGAGUGUGGAAGAACUUAAUUAUGAGAAUUCCUGUGACACUUUAAUAUCGAGGCUGAUGGCAUUAUCACUCCAAUACACAUGCUGUUGGAUUGUUUUCUAUUCCAGAGAGAGAUUGAAUUUAGAGUACAGUCUCAAGGGAGAUACUCUGCUUAACCUUGUCUUACUUUAUGCCACUCUAAUUGAGCUUACACAGAAGUCAGAAGAGUUUGAAGUGAAGGUAGUUCUUAUGCCGGGGAUUGAAGAGGCAGCACUGGUAAUUCGUCAGAUUGCUGACAGCAUUUUGAUAGCGUCUAAUAUCAGUCCUCAUGAGUGGCUGGACAAAUCCUGGCUUUCUGUCUUGCCGUCUGAGACAGAGAAAUGCCUGCUUACUUUUCCAUGUAUCAACCCUCUGGUUGCUCAGUUCAUGUUAAAGAAAGGAUCUUCAUUGAACAGGUUGUUUCUUGCAAGCUGUGAUCAACUGCAGGAACUUCUGCCAGAGGUUCCAAAAAAAGUUUUAAAGCAUUUUAGUGACAUGAUAUCUUCAUACAACCUAAAUGCUGGUCCACUAGAAAAAACAGUGCAAGGUGCAUCACAACCAGAAAACCAGAAUGACCUCAACACAAUCUGUCCUGAUUAUAAACAAAAUCAGGCUUUAGAGCUGCUUGAUAAGGCCCUUAACAGCACAGGAACAUCUCAUAUGGAUUCUGAAGCAUUAAUUCCUCCAUUGAAUCAUAAGAGUUUUUUUAAGUCUGAUCUUCCAAGCUGUAUGCAAAAGAAUGCAUGUUCUUCAGACGUAAUUACAAGGAGGAAGCAGAAUUUCUUUGCUGUAUCAAAGGACUGUGAAGAUUUUGCCCAUCUAGAUGUUACAAGUUCUCUUCAUGUUCAAAGACAGCCAUUCAGGAUACAGGAUGGCUCUGAUCCUUCUUCUAAAGACUCUGAAAAAGAGGAUUUCUUUGCAACUUUCAAUGUCUGUGAACCUCAGGAAAGCUCUAAGAGUUUUCUAGAAGAAUUUAGAGAUACAUUUAAAAUCCCUGAAAUUCAGAUUGACCAGGCCCCAUGGAAUGACUCUUCAUCCACAGGCCCGUGUAAUUCAUUUGCAUGUGAUAGUUUCCUUUCUGACUUCUUUGUUGACACGGAUGAGCUUCAAAAUCUGAAUUUUAACCAACUAGGUAGAGAAUCGAAAGGAAAGAGAAAAAAAAGGCCUCCAUUCUUAUGGACAAAAGAAAAAAAUAAAACAGAUUCAGGAUUUCCAGAAAUACCAGAGUUCAAAAAGAGGAGACUGACAUAUGAAAGAGUUCCUGGAAGAAAUGACGGACAAACACGUCUUAAAUUCUUUUGAAUGGAAUGGGGAUUUGCAUAUUACAUUUAUUUUUUUAAAUUCCUGAAGUCUUUGAAGGGAAAUAGAUUAAUUUUUAUUGUUGUUAAUUUUUAGAAAGAAAUUAGGGUUUGGGAAUCCUUACUAGUUCAGGAUUCUUUUGUAUGUUUUUAAAGUGUUACUAAACAAACCAGUUCCUUGAAGCUUGAGAAUUACUGCUUCUUUGUUUGUUCUCAUGGGUGCUUUAAAGGUACUUUUAUCACUCUUCAUAUAAAAAAUGAAUGG